Ruditapes philippinarum (Manila clam) is the source of this 1058-nucleotide messenger RNA. RefSeq names its product peptidyl-prolyl cis-trans isomerase NIMA-interacting 1-like. The coding region runs from base 109 to 573 and encodes 154 amino acids. The record is from RefSeq and is a predicted model, not a curated record. Gene Ontology annotation, cellular component: cytosol; nucleus. Gene Ontology annotation, molecular function: peptidyl-prolyl cis-trans isomerase activity; protein binding. Lineage: Eukaryota; Metazoa; Mollusca; Bivalvia; Venerida; Veneridae. The transcript has 3 exons.
AACAUUCGCGCUAAAAAAACGCUUAUAAUAGUAAACUCCGCCUUACUCCAGGAAAGGGAUGUCUUAUAGCCUCCACCUAAAAGUUACUGACACACCAAUAGCAAUUAAAUGGACGAAGAAUUACCGGCUGGUUGGGAAAAACAUACUAGCAGAUCAUCGGGGCGAGAUUACUAUUUGAAUAUAUACACCAAAGAAAGCCAGUGGGAACCUCCAAGUGGCCCAGCAAAAAAGAAUAUGUCUAAAGUACAGUGUUCGCAUCUUCUUGUAAAACAUAAAGACUCGCGUCGACCAUCAUCAUGGCGCGAGGAAACUAUAACAAGAUCUAAACAAGAUGCAAUCAAAAUACUGGAAGGGUACAGAGAUCAGAUAGUUAGAGGAGAAAAAUCGUUUGAAGACUUGGCUUCACAGUUCAGCGACUGUAGCUCCGCUAAACGAGGGGGUGAUCUUGGUCCUUUUGGUCGUGGUCAGAUGCAGAAACCAUUUGAAGAUGCAGGAUUUAGCCUGCAGGUUGGAGAAAUGAGUGGCAUAGUGGAUACAGACUCUGGUGUUCAUAUCAUUAAAAGAACUGCUUAAUGCUUACAUAUAACAUGAUAAAUACAUUAGCACAAAUUUGGAGUAUAGAUUAUGGUUUUCUUUCCACACAGAAAUUGGGAUUCUCUUUUCAAUUUUCAUCAGCUUUUUAAGAUAUUGUGAUCAUACAUUGUUUUUUUUGUUCAGCUGUCACACAUUAAUAUCUAAAAAUGUUAAUAAAUUACUCAGUCACUUAGGGUAAACUAUGAUAUUCUUGUCAAUAUUAUGUUAAUUUAACCAAGGUUUCUGUUAUCUUGGCAAAUAUCAGCUGAUAGGCAACUGGGCAUGAACAAUAUUUGCAUAAUAACUUCAUUUCUUAAGAGAUUUCAACCAAACAUUCAUACUCUGAACUAUGGUCAUUAAGUGGCCAUGGGCAAUUUGUUGUGGGUUUUUAAAUUUGAUGGAAUCAUGUCUUAUGGUCUUCUAUAUUACUAUGCGUGGGCUUGUGAUUCAUUUUGGCAGAUUAACAUCCCUUUGUUGUUGGUUUU